Molecule: messenger RNA, 630 nt
Organism: Myotis myotis
Lineage: Eukaryota; Metazoa; Chordata; Mammalia; Chiroptera; Vespertilionidae
Product: actin-1-like
Exons: 6
Coding region: 1-630 (209 amino acids)
Source: RefSeq, a predicted model, not a curated record
AUGUCCUGGUGCAAGACCGGCAACUGCUUGACCAUCAGAAGCUCCGCGCUGGCCGCGGUGCUCAGAGCCCGUGCCCUGUUGGGGCCCCAGGACGCCAUGAGCGUGCCCAUCAUCUGCGACUUUGGCUCCGGCUCCAGCAAGGUGGGCUUCGCGGGGGCAAAGGUGCCCCUGGCCAUCUUCCCCACCGUCCUCGGCAAGUUCCGGCACCUCGAAGACGUGAGUGACAGCAGGCGUCCUGCCUGGGUGCUGGGUGACCUGAUGGUGGGGCUGGACAAGAAAGUCUGGUUCAUCGGUGACGAGGUUCAGGAGCAACGAAAGAAACUCAACCUGGUGUACCCCCUCUCACGGGCCACGGUCACCAACUGGGACCACAUGGAGAAGAUCUGGCACCACACCUUCUACCAGGUGCUCCGUGCGGCCCCGGAGCAGCACCCCUUGCUGCUCACAGAGCCGCCCUCGAACCCCAAGGCCAGCAAAGAGAGGACGGCCCAGAUCCUGUUCGAGACCUUCAACGUGCCCGCCCUGUACCUGGUCAACCAAGGGGUCCUGUCUCUCUUCUCCUCCGGCCUGACCUCGGGGGUCAAGCCUCUCACCCAGGGACUGGCCCUGGACCUGGAAUGGGACCUGUGA